This is a messenger RNA of Hevea brasiliensis (rubber tree), 2487 nucleotides long. Its product is annotated as glutamate--glyoxylate aminotransferase 2. The transcript is spliced from 13 exons. The record is from RefSeq and is a predicted model, not a curated record. Gene Ontology annotation, biological process: photorespiration; biosynthetic process. The coding region runs from base 338 to 1921 and encodes 527 amino acids. NCBI's taxonomy places the organism in Eukaryota, Viridiplantae, Streptophyta, Magnoliopsida, Malpighiales, Euphorbiaceae. Gene Ontology annotation, molecular function: L-alanine:glyoxylate transaminase activity; pyridoxal phosphate binding; glycine:2-oxoglutarate transaminase activity.
AUUAUCGACCAAGAACUCGGAGUUUGAAGCUACACCACACUUCCUGUAUCAUCAAGUUUAUCUUUUUGCCUUAAAAAUUAACAGAAAACUCGCAAAUAAUCCAUCUGCCUUUUUUCAGUGGCUCAGGUGCUGCCGUUGUGUGCUUGUCCUGCCACGUAACAUAAUAUACCCCGAUUUAUUGACUGACACUAUACUCACACCCUACUUCUCCCGCUUGUGGGUUAGACUAACACUUGGUUUCUGCUUGCGGAACUCCCCUGGAAAACUCGCGGCUAACUCUUUUAGAGGUUAGGAACUGAGUUCGUUUUCUCAAAAAGAAGGCAGAUUAUUAUACAUCAUGGCACCUAAGGCAUUAGACUAUGAAUCGUUGAAUGAAAAUAUGAAGAAGGUUCAGUAUGCUGUUAGAGGUGAGCUGUAUCUUCGAGCUUCUGAGCUUCAGAAGGAAGGGAAGAAGAUUAUUUUCACAAAUGUGGGCAAUCCUCAUGCUCUAGGACAGAAGCCACUCACUUUUCCUCGUCAGGUGGUUGCUCUCUGCCAAGCUCCAUUUCUACUAGAUGAUCCUAAUGUAGGACUCAUAUUCCCCGCGGAUGCAAUUGCAAGAGCUAAACAUUAUCUUUCACUGACUUCUGGUGGUCUAGGUGCUUACAGUGACUCCCGAGGUAUCCCAGGAAUUAGGAAGGAGGUGGCAGAGUUCAUUGGAAGGCGUGAUGGAUAUCCAAGUGAUCCAGAACUCAUAUUUCUCACUGAUGGAGCAAGUAAGGGUGUCAUGCAGAUCUUGAAUACAAUAAUUCGUGGUGACGGUGAUGGGGUUUUGGUUCCAGUUCCACAGUACCCACUUUACUCUGCUGCAAUAUCUCUGUUUGGUGGUUCCCUUGUACCAUAUUACCUAGAAGAGACAGCAAAUUGGGGUCUUGAUAUUAAUGAUCUGCGGCAUGCAGUUUUUCAAGCGCGCUCUAAAGGAAUAACUGUAAGAGCAAUGGUCAUUAUCAACCCAGGCAACCCCACUGGUCAGUGUCUUAGUGAAGCUAAUUUAAGGGAAAUAUUGCACUUCUGUUAUCAAGAAAACUUGGCCCUUCUUGGAGAUGAAGUUUAUCAGCAGAACAUUUAUCAGGAUGAACGACCCUUUAUUAGUGCUAGAAAGGUUUUGAUGGAUAUGGGGCCACCAAUAAGCAAGGAAAUUCAACUCGUUUCUUUCCACACUGUGUCCAAAGGAUAUUGGGGUGAAUGUGGGCAGCGAGGUGGAUACUUUGAGAUGACCAACAUUCCUGCACAGACAGUGGAUGAGAUUUAUAAGGUUGCAUCCAUAUCUCUCAGUCCUAAUGUCCCUGCACAGAUAUUUAUGGGUUUGAUGGUCAACCCACCUAAACCUGGAGAUAUUUCAUAUGAACAAUUUAUUAGGGAGAGCAAAGGAAUCCUUGAAUCACUGAGGAGAAGAGCAAGGAUUAUGACAGAUGGAUUCAACAGCUGCAGAAACGUGGUUUGCAAUUUCACAGAAGGUGCCAUGUAUUCAUUUCCUCAAAUACGGUUGCCACCUAAAGCAAUAGAGGCUGCCAAAAAGGCUGGAAAAGUUCCUGAUGUUUUCUACUGUCUCAAGCUUUUGGAAGCCACUGGCAUUUCCACUGUUCCUGGUUCAGGAUUUGGACAAAAAGAAGGGUACUUGAUCUUUUUUUUUUUUACUUUUUUUUUUUUUAAUUUUAAACAUUCUCCUCUCCUUUUGUUCCUUUUUCGCUCCGUCUCACCAGGAUGCUCACCUGGCCUUUGGCUACUUGAUGGGGUAGUCUUCGCCAUCUUAUACAACCUGUCUUCCGCAGCCCUUUGGGAUUUAAGUUCAGACUUCGAAAUUGGAAGUUCUAAGUUGUUCUUAGCUGAAGUUUUAGAGGCCAUUUGCUAUUGCAUUCUUUCUGAUAGUUCAACCCAUUGAAAGAAACCAAACGUAUUAUCUAAAAGUAAAGCCCAUAUGAGUUUUUUGGGCAGUAAUCUAAUUUCAGAUUGAUUUCCUCCUUUAUACCUGGGUAUUUGUAUUCACACUGAUGUUGAAUCAUGUGCUUGUGAAAAGUAGAAGGGUUUUCCUUUUUUUUUUUUUUUCCUUUUGGUUUCUAGAAGUGAGUUUUGUGCUCUCUGUUUCUCUCAAUUUUAAGUCUCACCCUCUCUCUGCUUGUGUAUGUGAGAAAUAUCUGCGAUGAGCCUGUCUCUAAAUAGUGCUGAAAUGCCCGUGUCUAAUGGGGUUAACUGUUUCUUGUAGGGUCUUUCACUUGAGAACAACCAUUUUACCAUCUGAGGAAGACAUGCCAGCAAUCAUGGCCAGUUUCAAGAAGUUCAAUGAUGAGUUCAUGGAAGAACAUGAAGACCAUAGGGGUUAUUCAAGAAUGUAAGCAAUGUUUCAAAAUCCAUAAAUUGUAUCAUAUUUCUCAGCUAUUUCACACCAUUUGAUAAAUUCUCCUUGAAUUAUAUCUAUUUGGCAUAAACUUACUUCUGUUGCAGAUUUCA